UCCCGCACAGGUUAACAGUGAUGAACAACGGUGACGCUGUUGUAUGCUUUGAAAAUGGCGUUCUUUCGUUCCAGUACGCUGUCAUUUGUAGCUAUAGUGCUCGUCUGAGUCGCUUAGAAGUUCAAAUUCCGGCUACGCUGCCAUCGUCUGAUCCGGAUUUCCAUACUCGGGCGUUACAUAGUCCUUAUAUAAAAUGUGGUGAAGCAAACCCUAACCAAUGUCCGUUGCAUAAUAAGGCCGCAGCUGCCCGGGAUCGUUCGUAGGGAUUACAGCGGCGAUUGAGUGCUUGGCCUCGCUCUCCUGGUGUCUUCGCCAGCCUUCACCCUUAGAAACCACAGUAAUAUUCAGAACUAGGAUGGCAUCUAUACCAGUGUACUGCUUGUGUCGCUUACCCUAUGAUGUGACUCGCUUCAUGAUAGAGUGUGACAUUUGUCAAGAUUGGUUCCAUGGCAGUUGUGUUGGUGUCGAGGAGGACAAAGCAGCUGAGAUUGAUCUUUAUCACUGCCCCAACUGUCAGAUCAGCCAUGGCCCAUCUGUCAUGCGGAAACGGCGUGGCGGGAACAAGCAGACAGAUGGAAGCAUCGCCAGUGCAGGGAGAGACCCUACUCGGCUGGUGAAGACGGGCAGCCCCCAGUUUGUGAGGGAGCUACGCAAUCGCACCUUUCCAAGUGCAGAUGAAGUCUUGCUGAAGCCGUCAGGGGCCCAGCUCACAGUGGAGUUCCUUGAGGAGCAUUCUUUCAGCGUCCCUGUCAUGGUACUAAGGCGAGACGGUCUUGGCAUGACUCUGCCACCGGCAUCGUUUAGUGUCAGUGAUGUGGAACACUACAUCGGUUCGGACAAAGAGAUUGACGUGAUUGAUGUCUCUCGCCAAUGUGACCUGAAGAUGCGACUGGGAGACUUUGUGGAGUACUACAACAGCCCGAACAGAGAGAGAGUGCUCAAUGUUAUCAGCUUGGAGUUCUCAGAGACCAGGCUCUCAAACUUGGUUGAGACCCCAAAGAUUGUAAGAAAACUGUCAUGGGUGGAGAACCUUUGGCCCGAGGAGUCUGUAUUUGAGCGGCCCAACGUGCAGAAAUACUGCCUCAUGGGAGUGAAGGAUAGUUAUACAGACUUUCAUGUUGACUUUGGAGGCACCUCCGUUUGGUAUCAUGUUUUGCGGGGUGAGAAAAUAUUCUACCUGAUAUCCCCUACACCAGCUAACCUGGCGCUUUUUGAGCGAUGGAGUUCUUCAUCCAAUCAGAAUGAGAUGUUCUUUGGAGACCAGGUUGACAUGUGUUACAAGUGUUCUGUCAAACAAGGAAACACCUUGUUCAUACCAACUGGAUGGAUUCAUGCUGUGCUCACUCCCGUGGACUGUCUGGCCUUUGGGGGGAACUUUUUACAUAGUCUUAAUAUUGACAUGCAACUUCGGGCAUACGAAAUAGAGAAGCGGUUGAGCACGGCAGACCUAUUUAAGUUUCCCAACUUUGAAACAGUGUGCUGGUACGUUGGGAAGCACCUGCUUGAUACCUUCAGAGGGUUGAGAGAAAACCGCAGACACCCGGCCACUUAUUUGGUUCAUGGGGCAAAAGCACUGAAUAAUGCCUUCCGAACCUGGACCCGGAAAGAGGCUUUGGCCGAUCAUGAAGUGGAAAUUCCAGAAACCAUCAAUACUCAGUUGCUGGUGAAGGACCUUGCCAAAGAGAUUCGUCUGGUUGAGGACAUUUUCCAACAAAACAUUGGCCGCACUGGACCACAGUUUCCCGGAUCACCCCUCUCCAAAGCUCCCUUGACCGUCUCUCAGAAUUCAGGCCGCCCACCUGGAAAGAAGAAAAGCCUGAAACCCAUAAGAAGUCUGGGGCUACCUGGACCCAAGAAGAAGAAUCAGAAAGCUCUCCUGAAGACAGAGGCAGGAGAGUUAGACCUGCUGGAGAUCCACACCAAACAUACACUCAAAAAAAUCCAGCCUGGCAAAUCCAGAAGCAAGAACAAGUUGGAGCUGCCUUUAGAAGACUUUGAAGAAAAGUUAAAUAAAAGCAAACUGAAACUUGUGCUUACCAAUGGGAAGAUUCAAGGGAAAAAAGAGGGCAGCAAUGGUGCAGGAGGUGCCGCAAAGUUCCAUCACCUGUCCAUGGAGGGAUCCAGUCUCUCUGACCUGGAAUCAGAGGAUGAACUCCAAAUAGAUGAGACCCCUCCACCACGGCGCAAGCUUGCAGGAUCAAGCAAAAAGAAGAAACUAAGCGGUCUUCCCCGGAAGCUGCCAAGAGCUAAGCCUUGUUCGGAUCCAAACCGCAUCCGCGAGCCAGGAGAGGUCGACUUUGACAUAGAGGAGGAUUACACCACAGACGAAGAGGCCCUGGCUGCUCAUGGUGUGAAGGGUGGUGCGGGGGGCAUUCUGGACUUGCUGAAGGCCAGCAAGCAGGUGGCAGGCUUGGACUCCUCCGCACUCAGUGAGGAAGCCCCAGCCUCUCCCAGUACUCGUGAUGCCAUUCAGGGAAUGCUCUCCAUGGCUAACCCACCUUCCUCCUCGUCAUCCUCUUCCUCCUCGUCCUCACCCAUGUCCAUCUCUGGAGGCCUGACUGAGGGCUUAGGAGUAGUAAAGGAGAAAGGUGGCAGGGCUGUGUGGGUGACCGGGGGGGUCAAAAAGGCUAGUGAGAAAAAAAGCGUAAUUCAGCGACCUGGUAAACGGCCCAUUAAGCGGCCGGCUCGGCACCUUAGCGACGAAGACAGUCCAGAUGAGCAGGAGACUCUGGGAACCUGUUUUAAAGACUCGGACUAUGUUUACCCGUCGUUGGAGUCCGAUGAAGAGGACCAUGCCAUGAAGGUGAAGAUGAAGCGGAAGAAAAACUGGGAUGACACACCUUGGAGCCCAAAAGCUCGGGUGACGCCAACCCUUCCAAAACAGGAUAGGCCAGCCAGAGAAGGGGCGAGAGUGGCAUCUGUAGAAACGGGCCUGGCAGCAGCUGCAGCCAAGCUAGCACAUCAGGAGCAGCAAAAACCUGCCAAAAGGAAAUACACCAAAAAAGUGCGUCAUCCUGUUCCUGUAGCAAGCCCCCCCCCUGUUCAGACAGAGCUAGCGCCUCCCUCCCCACCACACGUUCCAGAGUCUGCACCAGACGUCAGCCCAGAUAGGAGGAUGGAUUACUAUUCCGCCAGCCUACUUGACCAUGAAUACACAGCAGGCCCGGGACCUUUUGGCCCUGGCGGCCCGAGAGGGGGCGGAGCUAUGGCCCCUGGAGUAUUCCUCACUUCGCGGCGACCUUCCUUGUCUCCGCAAAACAGCAGCUCACACCCCGGUGCAUCACCGUCAGGGCUAGCCAGUCAAGGCAUAUCAGGAGUGGGUCAAGGGAGGCGCCCAAAGAAAGGACUUGCAACAGCAAAACAGAGACUUGGAAAAAUUUUGAAAAUUCACCGCAACGGCAAACUUUUGUUGUGAGGGAGUCUGCACACAUUGCUGAAGACCUGAGUAGGAAUCCAUGUUUGUGAAAAUAGUAUUGAAGGAAGUAGCGAUAGUCAUUUAUAUUUUAUAUCCAUAAAGUUGUUGACUAAUAUCUGUUAGUUUGACCAUGUCUUUCCCUUCAUCUGUUGCUAUCCGCUUGAUUGGGCAUGCCACCUAUUUUUUUUGUGCAUAAAGGGUUGAGCAGCACACCACUGCUUAUGAAGACCACUGAAAGUAGAGAAGAAUCACAUCCAGUAUGUGAUGAUGACGAUAGCAUGGACAGUUACCGUCUUUAAGCUGUUAGCUACUGUCUCUCUGUAUCGGCGAUGAUUAUUUUGGUAUUGCCGAGCGGAAUUAAAGCUUUCCAAUUUCAUUUUUAAAAGGGACAGAGAACGUUUUCUUAGCCAAUUACAAUAGAAGUGUGUGUUUUUUUAAUAUCAUUUUUACCUCUAUUUAUUUUAAUAUCCUUUUUAAAUUCACUGUACAAUGUGUGUGAAUUCACUGUUGCUCGUUCAAUCUCCAGAUCGGUCCACAAAUUAAAGAAGUGAACUGAUGCAACAAUUGACAUUGUACAAUGAUAUUUAUUGUAGUUGUAUGUAUUUUGAAAGGCAACAUUUUGUCAUCUUGUAGCCUAUGUUAUGUUCUUACCACCCGUUUGUUUUGGUCCCUACAGUUAAAAUACAGUUGUUAAAAUAGUUUAACAAUUAUUGAAAUUAUGUUCGUAUUUGUUGAAUUUCUUUCAAUUGUAAAUAUGUAAUAUUUGUAAUUUAUAUAGCGAGACUGGAUGAGCAAACAAGAUAGAGACUUACAGUGGAUAUAUAAUGAUUUAUGGAGGAAAAUUGGAUAAAGAACAUUUAUGCCAAACUUAAAAAUACCUGUAUAACAAUUGGUUCAAAAAUAAAUAUCAACGCAUUGAUAAGCUAAAACAGUAAAUAUUUUGCAUGGCAAAUUUGAGGUUGCACUUAGGUUAGUUUUGUGCAGUAACUUUUACUGUUGGAAUGAUGUCUCAUCAAACCAUAAGCCAAUUUCCAAUAUGUUCCUGAAGACAUAAUCUCCUGAUACAUGAUGCCUUUUAUGCUGGUUGUGAUUGAAGGCAAAUGACCAAAAAACGAGUGUGUUCAGUAACUACCUUAUACAGGUAUUUUUAUUAUGUUGUCAUUUUUUCCUUUGAUGUUUUUAUUUUUUGCAUUUGCAUUUUCUUUGUAUGUUUUUCUUUUUAUAUCGACUGUAAUUCUUGCUAGGCUUCAGCAUUCCUUCCAUAGAAUGUACCAGGAACAGAAUGUUGGUAAUGUAAGCAUAUGUCAUGUGUAUCAUAUGGGGGGGGAAUGUAAAUAUAUGUUGUAUUUUUUUAUAGUACCAGAAAUGUUGAACCCUUUCUUAUCAUUUUACAUGACACAUUGCUGUAUUUUUUUAUAUUUGUAGUCAAGUCUUGGCUGUAUAACAUUUGAAGUGUACUCGUUCUAGAUGUUCAUUUUGUUUAGGUUAAUGUUAAUCAUCAUAUUCAUAUUUAGUUUUUGUGUACAAACUUGUUUCAACGUGUUUUAAGUAGAACCUGAAACUGAAAAUAUAACUUUUUUUCCAAAUAUAA
Messenger RNA from Doryrhamphus excisus (bluestripe pipefish), 5006 nucleotides. RefSeq names its product PHD finger protein 8 (gene phf8). The record is from RefSeq and is a predicted model, not a curated record. NCBI's taxonomy places the organism in Eukaryota, Metazoa, Chordata, Actinopteri, Syngnathiformes, Syngnathidae.